Eutrema salsugineum is the source of this 1293-nucleotide messenger RNA. RefSeq lists its product as uncharacterized. The transcript has 3 exons. Lineage: Eukaryota; Viridiplantae; Streptophyta; Magnoliopsida; Brassicales; Brassicaceae. The record is from RefSeq and is a predicted model, not a curated record.
AUGAUGAAGAUGAAUCCCAAAACCAUAGUUACUAAUUUCCUCAUCAUAUUCCUGCUGCAAAUCUCCAACUUCUCCAUCGUUGUCUUCUCUUUACAAGCGAGAGUAAGGAAAGGUUAUACAACGGAGUAUAGCAUACGACCAAGCACUGUCACAAAUAUCGUCUUCUCUAACGAACUAUAUGGUCUCAAGAAAGGAAACGCUGGUUUUGUAUGCGCUCACGGUCCCAAGGCUUGGAAAAAGAGCAAACCGGGAGACCGGUACGUUGUGCUUCAGUUCGAGCACAGCGCGUGGUUCCUUCUGAUGCACGUCACCGUGGUUUCCCACGCCGGGAGAUCACAUUUCGUCACAACGGAGCUAGAGAUACGUAAUGAAAUGAAAGGCUUGAAACGUCCAGAAAUCGUUUACCACUGUCAAGCUAUAAACAGUGGCCUUGACUACGGAUGGCGACGAGCCAAAAGCCCACCAUUGGGCCAUACCUUCAAUGUACUCUUGGAAGGUGGCCAAAAACUAGAGGAGGAGAUUCACCGAUGCCAUUUCCGGUCCGUUCUCGGUACAGCGAAUGUCGAUAUCCGUAUGACAGCGAUCGAUGCCGAGAUUUGUAAUUAUCACAACGAAUGUGCCGUUCAUGUUGUCACACCGGAAGGGAUAAUGUUUGAUGGUAAAGAGUGGGAUUUUGAAGAGAGGUAUCCGAGGCUGAUACCGAGGAAAUAUCUCGAAGCUAAGUGGAAACCGUGGCCACGACGAGGUAGCCAACGUCGCUCAGGGGGUUUACAAUGAUUUAGGAACUCGGUUGAAGUUGGAGACGUGUCUUUCACGCUAUUGAUGAGGAACGAAAUGUACGGCUUAAAACGUCCAUUGGUUGCCUACCGAUGCACGUCGUCUGAGAAAUCUCUCCGGUGGCAUGAAUCGUUUCCCAGAUCGGAAUUUGCAUGGGAUUUCGAUGUCCCGCCGUUUGGAACCGGCGUGGUGAUUCACCGGUGCCAGUUCCUGUCGAGCCAAGGGACAGCUGAUGUCGAAAUCAAGACGUUGUCGAUGACAUCUGUGUUGUGCGGAGGGCAUUUGUGUAAAUACGUCAUUAGGCCGGACGGUAUAUAUUUCGUUGGUUUUGAGACCUAUUAUCCUCACAGCUUUUUGUUAAGAUUUCUGGAGUUGGUAAGGCCUGUUGACAAGCUUGUCGAGCCAUGGAAGGCAUGGUCUCCGCGGCAGCUAAAGGCUUUACGUGCGGAUCGCAACCGUACCAGGUCAGGCGAUGACAGAGACUAUGAUGAUGACGACAAGGAAGACGACGAUUAG